This is a messenger RNA of Astyanax mexicanus (Mexican tetra), 3008 nucleotides long. RefSeq names its product erythroferrone. The record is from RefSeq and is a predicted model, not a curated record. Bases 1656 to 2534 code for a protein of 292 amino acids. The transcript is spliced from 8 exons. Lineage: Eukaryota; Metazoa; Chordata; Actinopteri; Characiformes; Acestrorhamphidae. Gene Ontology annotation, molecular function: hormone activity.
CGAGAGGAGGAGGAGGAGGAGGGGGAGGAGGAGGGGUCUGGCUACUGGAGGCUACAAAAUACAGAGAGGCUUCAAAACACAGAGCUGUCUGCUCUGGUCUGCUCUGGAGGCUGAGACAGCUGGGUGAAGAACAUUAGGAAGAAGAAGGAGGUUUGGAAGGAGACUGGAGUCUGGAGGAACGAAACAUCAGCAUCAGCAUCACUCAAGGAAUUACAGGAACAUCUGGGCAAGCAAAGGCUCUGGGUUGAGUCAACAGGACACAAGGGAAACCCUGAGACAAGAGGAAAUACCACCCACGAGCUGGCUUUAUCACGAGCAGUCACACUGUAACUAAGCCACGCGACUGAUAAUCACCACAGUGCCACACAUGCCAUUUUUAUGGAAUGCACACACUUGAUCUGAGGAUGUUUAGACCAUAGUAAGACUGUAGUAAGAAGGUGUGGAUGGUCUAAGAUGGCAUGGGAGCUUCUGUAUACAGAGAACUGAGGAAUAGACCUUAAGGACUACUUUAAAAAAGAACAGAGAACAGAGAUGCUGAUCUGACUCCAAAGAACUGGGAAUCUCCAUCCAAGAAACCAAGAACUAGAUUCACACCAAUGCUUCUUUAAUCUUUAUCUUGAGGACCAUUUCAAUUGUCGAAGCAACAACUUGAGCUGGUAUUUGAUCAAGGAUUUGCAACUCAAAGUGCUCUUGCAACUCAAAUAACUCUUAGGGACCAAGGAUUUGAGAAACAGUCUCCAAACCAAGGUUGAGAGGAUCGAAAAACGUUUGAGGACCACUUUCAAGCUGUUAUCUGACUCCAAACCAAGUAUAAAAGGAUCUACAAACUCUUAAAAGAGCUGUUUUUAAUCAAGAAUUUGAGAUACAAUCUCCAAACCUAUAUUAAGAGACAAACUACAAACUCUUAAGGGUCACAUUCAAGCUGAUAUUUGACCGAGGAUUUUCAAAUCAAUCUCCAAAGCAAGGUUGAGAGGAUCUACAAACUCUUAAAAAACACAUCUACUCUCUCAAGGAACAACCUGAGAUGGUUUUAUGAUCAAGAAUUUGAGACACAAUCUCCAAACCCAAGGUUCAGAGGACCUGAAAACACUUAAGGGUCACGUUCAAGCUGUUAUUUGACUAAGGAUUUAAGAUAUAAUCUUCAAACCAAGGUUGAGAGGAUCUACAAACUCUUAAAAGAGACCUCCACUCUUUCAACGAACAACUUGAGCUGAUUUUUUUAUCAAGAAUUUGAGAUACAAUCUUCAAAACUAUAUAAGAAGACAAAUUAAUCCCCAAAGCAAGGCUGAAAAGACACCAAUAAAGUCUUGAGGAUGACUUUGAUGCAAACUAUUUCGAUUCCCUCCAAAAAAGAACAUGCAAGCAAGUUGACCAAGGAUUUAUGACUCAAUCUCCAAAUCGAGACUGAGAGAACCAACAAACUGUUGAGGACCACUUAAAUUUCCUGACUAAAAAUGCUCUCUAAAUUUUGAUUGAGAACUGAGGAUUCAUUUUUAACAUUGGACAGCAGCAUCUUUUAUAAUUUUAAGGUUAUUUCUUGAAGCAAUUCCUCUUCUGCAAUCUGAGGACUACAGAACCAUUAGUUGACUCCCUGGACUGGGAUGGGACCAGCACUCUGAGGAUUUGCCUAAAGGACUGCCCUCUAACACUGCAGCAUGUUGCCCUGGCUUGGGGCAGGAGGGCCACUGUUGCCCCUGGUCCUGAGCCUCCUGCUGAGUUCCUGUCCAGCACAAGAGAGCCACGAACAUCUAGAGUUUGAGGAAGACAGCAACACAGUGAGCACAGAAAGCCCGGAGGCAGUGUCCUCAGAUAUGACGAUAGUUAGUCCUCACAGAACCUGGAGAAUCUUCAUAGACAACUCCAAUAAGGGCGGGAACAAGAAGCCCAAACAGAACAAAAGAAUCUCGAAGCAUGGUCUUCCCGGUCCUCCAGGACCUCCAGGGCCACAGGGUCCACCUGGGCUACCUGGCCCCAUGCUGCCUAACCAGGAUGAGAUCAUGGAAGAUCUCCAGGGGAAGCUGAAAGAGAUGGUGGGGACCCACUGCCUGCUCUGCGAUCAGCCCCCCCGCGUGGCCACGGCCUUCCACUGCCAUCUGCACCGCAACCUGCUGGUCCACCGCCGAAGCCUGCAGGAGCUCCAGCCCUUCAGCAGCCCCUCAGAUGCAGAGCAGUUUCACCAGCGAGGUCAAGGCUUCAACGCCAGCAAUGGCCGCUAUACAGCUCCUGUUUCUGGCUUCUACCAGCUCACAGCCAGCCUAGUACUGGAAUCCAGCGAGAGUCAGAAAAGGCCUCAAGCGAGACAGAGGGACAGCAUUAAAGCCUCCAUAUGUAUAGAGUCCCUCUGCCAGAGCAAUGUAUCUUUGGAGACAGUAACAGGGGUGAGUCCAGCAGGGGGCGUCUUCAGCAUCCUACUGACAGGAACCCUAUACCUGCAGGUUGGAGAAUAUGUAUCUAUUCUUAUUGAUAAUGGAACCGGCUCAGCGCUGACCGUCCUCCAAGACACUUUAUUCUCUGGGAUUCUCCUUGGAGUAUGAGACUGAACACACACUAUAUAUAUAUAUAUAUAUAUAUAUAUAUAUAUAUAUAAAUAAAAUAAACCAUCCAACUCAUAAAGCUGCCUCUACAAACCCAUAUUUCUUGGCUUCCAGCACAUCAGUAAUUAUUACAGUACAGAGAAGAACAUUUUCUCCAAAAAUCAAACCAAAAAAAAGCUUCAGCAAUAAUUAUUCUGUGUAAAAUUAUUAUUAUUAUUAAUAUUAUUAUUAUUACUUCUACCAGGGCAUCAGGAUAAAACUCCAGUUUUAAAGCAUCUUUAAAACCUUUAAACCUCUGUUGAUAGAGAUGUAUGUAUUUUUCCAUGUGCUGUGUUUAUAUAUCACACGUUUUACAGUCAACAGGGUACAGAAACUUUAUGUAUUUAUUUGCAUUUCUUUUUGAAAAAUAAAAAAAGUUUGUUACGUGUGAAUGCUAAAUAUAAUAAAGUUAAAAAUAUGUUUUUUAAAUCCUUA